Messenger RNA from Lates calcarifer (barramundi perch), 3878 nucleotides. RefSeq names its product solute carrier family 2, facilitated glucose transporter member 4. The record is from RefSeq and is a predicted model, not a curated record. Gene Ontology annotation, molecular function: hexose transmembrane transporter activity. Gene Ontology annotation, biological process: monosaccharide transmembrane transport. NCBI's taxonomy places the organism in Eukaryota, Metazoa, Chordata, Actinopteri, Centropomidae. Gene Ontology annotation, cellular component: membrane.
UCGCUUUAGUCCGUUUUAACCGUUUCGGUGUUGGAGGAAGACAGUGCAGGAACAUGUCCCGUCAUGUCAGAGCCGUACUUUUACCACCAGCCUGCACCUCUCCCACAGACCAGAGCACAAGUCGCAGGGGCGGGGGUUUCUGGGGCGGACCACCCUAACCUCAACUAAACUGGCCAACCACACUGCGCAGCUGCGUGAGUCACCACAGACACGUUAAUGCCAUUGGUUCUUCAAACACAGUGACUGACUCUAUACUUUAAAAUUUUGCGAAUCGUCACAAUGAAUAAGAUUCCACUUGAAUGCCACCACGAGAGAUACGAAAGAAUGGAUUUUUAAUGCAGCGACAAGUCAAAGGUCAACUCUGAGGGCUCAUCCCUGGAGCAGGCAGGGCUGGGUGAUGUCGCCUUUCGUCACCCUUCAAACGCCCCUUUGUUGAUAAGCUACACCUCCACACCACUGAGGACCAGAGAGCUGCACCAAUGGCAGUUAAGGUCAGAAGCGCGUCCUCUGUCGCAGGACCUUAAGAUCGGCCCUCUCCCUCACCCUUCUUCCCCCACCUCCACUCCUAAACCAGUCCCCUCCCAUCCCCUCUGGAUAUACUCAGAGGGUUGUGCACGUGGGUGCGCGGGUGUCACUCUAUCCCCCAGCUGGACGGACACAACACAAACUUUCAAAGAAGGGAGGACACCCUGCAGGACAGGACGCACCAGGCUGAUCACUGUGGGCCUCCUCCCCGUUUUUUGGAUUCUAAUUUCCCUCUCUGUUUUUGGCGUUAAAGUGUUCAAACUUUAAGUUGAGGGCUUGUUGUCCUUUUGGGGAGGUUUUCACGUGUCUCUAUUUGGCACCGGACGCAUCUGUCACCGACUGCCACUGGGUGUCUGGAGCUGCCAAAGUCAUGCCGGCCGGGUUUCAGCAACUCGGAGGGGAGACAGUGACUGGAACCCUUGCCCUCUCAGUCUUCACCGCUGUACUGGGAUCUCUGGAGUUUGGAUACAACAUCGGUGUCAUCAAUGCACCUCAAAAGAUCAUUGAGGAGGACUAUAACGCUACAUGGGUGCACCGGUAUGGACAGCCCAUCCCCACAGGGACCCUCACCUCCCUCUGGUCCCUGUCUGUGGCCAUCUUCUCCAUCGGGGGGAUGCUGUCCUCCUUCUGCGUGGGUUUCAUCUCUGAGUGGCUGGGCAGGAGGAAAGCCAUGCUCAUAAACAACUUAUUUGCCUUCAUCGGUGGAAGUCUAAUGGGGUUGUCCAAGCUCUGUCGCUCCUUUGAAAUGAUGAUCCUUGGACGUUUCAUCAUCGGCGCCUACUGUGGGUUGGCGUCAGGCUUGACACCAAUGUAUGUGGGUGAAAUUGCUCCUACGAGUCUGAGAGGGGCCUUGGGCACACUGCACCAACUGGCUAUAGUUACUGGCAUUCUCAUUGCACAGAUUCUCGGUCUGGAGUCAUUACUGGGCAGUGAGGACUUGUGGCCCGUUCUGCUUGGUUUAACAGUCGUCCCAACCGUACUUCAGAUGUCACUUCUUCCAUUCUGCCCUGAGAGCCCCCGAUUCCUCUACAUCAUCCGCUGCCAGGAGCAUCACGCCAAGAGCGGCCUGAGGAGGCUAACGGGUAGGCAGGAGGUGGGCGACAUGCUGGCGGAGAUGAAGGAGGAGAAGAGGAGGAUGGACAUGGAGAGGAAGGUGUCCAUCGCGGAGCUCUUUCGCUCUCCGCUCUACCGCCAGCCUGUCGUCAUCUCCAUCAUGCUGCAGCUCUCCCAGCAGCUGUCCGGGAUCAACGCCAUUUUCUACUACUCCACAAGUAUCUUCAUGAAGGCAGGAGUCCAGAGUCCAGUCUAUGCCACCAUAGGAGCUGGUGUUGUAAACUGUGCCUUCACUGUGGUCUCACUCUUUCUGGUUGAAAGGAUGGGCCGACGUACACUCCACAUGCUAGGUCUGGCAGGAAUGUGCAUCUGUGCCGUUAUCAUGACCAUGGCUCUUGCUCUACUGGAUUCUGUUCCUUGGAUGAGCUACAUCAGCAUGCUGUCAAUCUUUGGUUUUGUCGCCUUCUUCGAGGUUGGUCCAGGUCCGAUACCCUGGUUCUUUGUAGCCGAGUUGUUCUCUCAGGGUCCGAGGCCAGCUGCAAUGGCUGUGGCUGGCUGCUCCAACUGGACUGCCAACUUCAUCAUCGGCAUGUGUUUCCAAUAUGUUGCUGACCUUUGUGGGCCCUACGUCUUCCUGAUCUUUGCAGCACUCCUCCUCUUUUUCCUCAUCUUCACGUUCUUCCGGGUGCCAGAGACACGGGGGAAGACCUUCGACCAGAUCUCAGCAAACUUCCACCAGCGCUCAGCAGGAGGAAUGAUGGAUAUGGACAUGGAUAUGGACAUGGACAAGCCCAGCACUGAACUGGACUACUUGGGGGAAGAAAGCAUCAACUGAAGAGUCCCUGCUUGAAGAGAGAUGGAACUGAGUCCAAUUUGGGAUGAACUAUGUAUAUGGCCCUGACUCCAGACCUUUAUUUUCUGACAUGUAUAUUGAGGUCUACUGUUAUAGUCGUAUUAGAUUGUGGUGCCAAAGCAGCGUGAAAGGUGUUUGACAAUUUGGGUGUUUUGGAAUUGACCUUUGCUGGUACCACUACAAUACAAGGUUAAUAGUUAAGAAUUAUGUCUUGACAAAGGCUCUAGACCUGUGGAUUGAGUUGACAGUUGCAGUUUCAAGGAUUAUGAUGCACAUGAGAAGGUGGUGUGUGGACUGUUGAGGCAUCGACUACCAUUGUGGUAGGAUUUUAUGCAACAGUGAUGCACUCACACUUGCAAUAUUUUAAGACAGAGGUGGAGAGAGAGAGGAGGAUUUCCUGCACUUUAUCUACAGACAUCCAAAGUUUUCAGAGUUAGAGGGUUGAAAAACUAGGAUAUACAGCCAUGGAGUUGAGUAUGCAGUAUCGCACUAGAGCAUGUGUAAAUCCAACAGAAGAAAGAGACACUGCUUUCAGAUUUCUGUCAUUAACAAAAUACAACUACGGGAUCAUGUUUGGAUUUAUAAAGUGGUUUGAAAUGGUUUGAAACCGGAAGGAAAAAGGUUUAAGUCCUACAGAUGCAGGAUUAUUCUGGUUUGUAUUUCAUUUAGGCAAGUGUUGAGUUUAGAUGUGGCUUCAUUUGUAAAUGGAAAAAGAUGUUAAUAGAAAAAAAUGUUAUGCUCUUCUAAGUACCUGAAAUUUUUUUUUAAGCAAACAUACCUAAGGUAAAGGUUUUUAAACAGAUGAGUGUGGAAAACUGAAAAUGAUCCGCAGGCCUAGCCCUAAUGGUAAUAUACAAACUGUCCAUCCUUUGCCACUAAUUAACCCAGAAAAAAAGGUUCAGUCACCAUUGCCAAACUGGUGUUUCAAUCAUGAAGUGCAUUCCCAGCUUACACUAAGGCAAAGUGCCAUUUUCUUAUCAGGAGAAACUCAUUGCACAACCUGUAGAAAUGCUACUUUUAAAAGAAACAAUGUCUAUUUUAGUACUUCAUGUGUACAUAUAGUGUGCUGUUUGGUUGUUAUGCAGUUUUAAAGGUGUGAGGGUUUAAAAGUUUUACUUCUAUAUUAACUUGAGUUGGUAUUUGGUUUUGUAAACAGAGGCCUGAUAUUCUAGACCAGAUCAAGAUGUGCAAUCUAAAGGGCUUCUGGUAAAGAGAGCCUCUUGUUGAUGACUUUUGUAUCACAGAAAUAUCACAUUUGUGUAUUUUUCUGGCAUCUGUCCUGUGUGCGGUUUGCUCGUUCUUUUAAUGGUGUUUAUUACUACGUUCUGAAGAAAAUUUAUGAUGAGAUUGUUCAGAGAGGACCUGUAAUUUGUACAGAGUGAAUAUUAAUGCCAUCAUGUUGUGACUCAAGGAUCCAAGUGCUGUAAAUAAUGUUACUGAAAACACC